AUGGAGUACUCGCCAAAGCUAGCGGCGGCACUGCUCUUAGCUCUCGCGUCCGCCAUGAUCGUCACCGCCCAGAACGGGGCCGAUGACAUGCUGAACGCCCACAAUGAAGUGCGCGCCGCCGUCGGUGUGGGGCCAGUGACGUGGGACCCCAUAGUGGCGGCGUACGCGCAGUCGUACGCGGAGAAGCGCCGCGCCGACUGCCAGCUACUACUCUCUCCGGAGGUGCGCCCAUACGGAGAGAACCUUUUUCGGGCCGCUGGGGCCGAAUGGAAUGCGGUGGACGCAGUGAUUUAUUGGGCGUCCGGGAAGCAGUACUACGACCACGCCACCAACACCUGCUCCGCACCUACGGGUGAGUCGUGCAUGGGAUACCUACAGUUGGUGUGGAGGGACACCAAGACCAUCGGCUGCGGCGCUGUCCUCUGUGACGGCAACGCUGGCGUGUUUGUCAUCUGCAGCUACAGCCCGCCCCCCGUGCUCGGGCAGAUUCCAUACUAG
Messenger RNA from Triticum turgidum subsp. durum (durum wheat), 498 nucleotides. The record is from the annotation of a GenBank genome assembly. NCBI's taxonomy places the organism in Eukaryota, Viridiplantae, Streptophyta, Magnoliopsida, Poales, Poaceae.